AUGGCGGAUGCCGACAGCACCGACUACAAGCCUGAUAUCCUACAAAAGCUGGAUGCACUGUUCGCUAACUUUUGGCUUAAACUGGAGGGCAGAUCACAGCCGCUAACUCCUCAGCAGACAAGCGGCCACCUUUGCAUGCAGCUGCCUCCAACCCCGAAUACCAUGCAAGGCAAGAGCACCAGACUGGCCUCAACAUGGCGGCGGAUCAAACCACACAAGCGACCCCAGCACAAGAGAGUUAAAAGUCAUGUGAGAAGCCACCGAGAACACCCGUGGUGGUGGGAGACCACGCUUGGGCACAGACGGCGGCAGAGAGCCGCGCCUCAGCUACUGACCCAGCGGAGACCUGCAG
Molecule: messenger RNA, 352 nt
Organism: Pelobates cultripes (western spadefoot toad)
Lineage: Eukaryota; Metazoa; Chordata; Amphibia; Anura; Pelobatidae
Source: the annotation of a GenBank genome assembly